GGGGGCGGAGCUUUGCGGAGGCAUGUGGCGGGCCCGCAGCGGUGGGGGCUGCCGCUGCCGCCUCUCUUUCCAUCAGCUUUCGCGGCCGCACUCCUUCCAGGCGGGCCCGGAGGGCGGAGGUGGGAUGUGGCUGCUCCGGGGAGGGUAAUGGCUUCUUCUUCCUUCGGGUUCUUUCCGCGGGGCGCGUAGCUACUCUCCGGCUUUGCAACCUGUGGGAGCUCAGGUGGGGCGGGGGGGGGGGGGGGUCGGCCGGCAUGACUGGGGCUGGUGGUGCCUUGCCAAGUUUGAGGGGGCUCGAGGGCCCAACCCCGGAAAGGCGAGCCCUCGCCCCUGCCCGGGCUGCUGCUUUUUGUGUGGGGCGGGGGAUCCCGUGUCCUUUAAGCGAGCGCCUCCUCUGCUUGCGAAGUGCCACCUGCCCCCUGACUCAGCUUUGCUCGGCUGGCUCCCCGUUUCCCUCCUGCGUGGAUGUUGCUCUUGGAGUUUGUACCAUGCCAUUCCUAUGUUGGCUGAGGGUUAGAGUUCAAGCGUGGUUUGGCACAGCCGCAAGCCGGCCUUUGCUUUCCUGCUCUGGGGUACAGGAGCGCAGCUCCUUUCGCUUCUCUCGCCCAUCUUUCCUCCCACUCCCCCCCCCCCGCCUUUUAUGAAAAUAAGUUCCUUCGAAAAGUGCUGGGCGGGGGAAGGAGGAAUGCGAUUUGGGGGGAAGAGGAUGACAGGCCUGCAGACUGCCCCUAGCUGCUGAGUGAGCAUUUUUGCACUGGCUCAAAAGUGUGUCACUGCAACUCUAAAAGUAGCAUUUGACAUCACAGGUCAGUCUUAUACAGGUGAAAUGUUACCUUAUCCAACUUAUUUUUAUUCCCUGUGGAUAACAGUAAUAGGAGAAUAGUGAUAGGUUACCCUGAUAAAAAGACAUUUUGGUUGUUGACAUUUACUCUGCUUCACCUAAUUUAAGUGGCCUGGAGAAGUUGGGUGUUAAAGAAAAUUUAGAAGAUACAAUGACACUCAGGGAAGGGUUCUUGAUUUUCUUUUUUUUCCAGGCAUGUUCUCUCUUUAAACUUGAUUUUUAAAGACAUAGCACAGAUUGCAUGCUGUAUCUCUUUAAAUGAAUUGACUGUAUAUAAGUGGAAUUAUAUGGUCAGAUAUAAUAGGAUUGCAUUUAGAAUUCUAGUUUGUAUAGUAAUACUUCACUGAAUUCUAACUUGUGAUGUUUUAUCCAAAAUUCUAUAAACUGUGGCCAGACUGAACCAGUGCAUUUAUUAUUUUUCUGCACAGGUGCUGCAGUUGACUCAAUCUGCUGUGCAGACUGGUAUCCCAAAACUGAUAAUGGGGCUGCCAACCAGUGCCUAGAGUGCAAUGCUUUGUGGCCAAUUUGCAAGCAUUUUGCCACAAGUCUGUCUGGAUGAUACUUCCUUUUUAAUUCUGAGUUCAGUGUUUAGGGUGUAUAGUGGUCCUAUGAUCAUAGAUUUUGAUUUUGCAUUCCAUUGAAAAACUUAAUGAGGUACAGUAACCAUAUCGGUUUUGUGUUCUUGUACGUUCAUACAGUAAUUUAUCUAAUGGCAUAGAAUCAGGGCAGGGGUUCUGUGAAAUUUGCACAUGGGUGAAUUGGCAUCAGUUUCUGAUUGGAGGAUUGAUGUAAUUGUGGGAAUUCCUGCUGGCUACAUCUGUGAUUGGCUGCAUUUCUAUCCAGGAAUGUCAAUAUGUAUUUGAGUGAUGACAAAGUAGGAUUGCCUGUGUACACAGAAAAUAUUGUUUGUAAGAGAAGCUGCAAGCAGUUCAUCCAGCUCAGCAAAAGUGCAUUAUGAAUCCAAAUUGAAGACUAUCCUUGCCCAUGCAGCUAUAGUGGUACCUCGGUUUAAGAACACCCCUGUUUACGAACUAUUCGGUUUAAGAACUCUGCAAAACUGGAAGUAGUGUCCCAGUUUACAAACUUUACCUCGGAAGCCGAAUAGUGGAAGGGCACCAGCGGUGGGAGGCCUCAUUAGGGAAAGCGCGCCUCGGUUUAAGAACUGUUUGGUUUAAGAACAGACUUCCAGAAUGGAUUAAGUUAUUAACCAAAGUACCACUGUACUUCGUAACAGAAAAGACUGAAAUAAUUAUUUGCCUUUCAGCUGGCAAGACUCAUAUGUCUGCUUUCUAGGUUGGACCCCUUCCCCACCCAAGUAAAUUUCCAAGCUGAUUUACUGCUUUGAGCACGAUCCCUGUUUCUCACCCCUCAUUCGUCUGUAUGUUGGGCUAGUUUUGCCUUUCUUUUAACACAUGGCUUGGCUGGCUGUCUUGUGCCACCUGGAGAUGACUCCCUCCCAGAACAGAUUUUCCCCACCAGAGCAUCUGCUAGGAGAUGCUCAAGAACAUAAGAGUCCUGCUGGAUCAGGCCAGAGGCCCAGCUAGGCACUCUGUUCUCGCUGUGGUCAACCAAGCAGGUGCUUAAGUCACAAGCUGACUUAAGUGCAACACUGCUCUUCCCACUUGCAGUUCCGGACAACUUGGGGCUGAGUUGCAUGGGUUGAUCUGUAAGGGGUAUAUUGUUGUUAUGUUAAUUGCCCUGACUUGUGCCAGAAGGCUGGACUAAGCCACAGGUCCAAGUGGCUCCCUUCCAACUUCAUGGUUUGUAUUUAAGAGGAACUUUGAACAAUGUGGUCAGGGGUUUCUCAAGAGAUCUUUGUAUUGUGAUUAGAAGCCUUCCUGAAAGAUAUUGGUUAAUACCAGUCAUGCCUCGGGGGGGGGGGGGUGUUCACAAAUGCAUACAUUCUCAUGUGCUUUACAAAAGCUUGCAGGACAAGGAUGUUUGUUGGAUUAUUUUUUUAGCCUAUUCAUAUCCCUGUAGGGCAGGUACAAUGUCACUGGCCUUUUGAAACUGCCAGAAACCUCAUGCAUUUUUUUUUUUAAAGAGAGAGAGUAUCCUGCUCUGCAUGUAAAAAUCUGUGGUUAGCAAGGUCAAUUCACAAGAUGGCAUGUCUCUAAAGCUAUAUUGUUAGUGUACACAGGCACUCCCUUCACAAAAGAUGAAUGGGCUUAAUCAUCUCUCUCUAGUUCAAGUUUUUAAAGUAUUCUGAAAUUCCUUCAGGCUUUGAAAAAUCAUGUUGCUGCUUGUGAUUAGUUGUGUAUUUUUAAUUUCUUGCUCCUUGUGAUCUAGUGUGGGGCCUGGGAGAAGAAUGUGCAACUUCUGAAGAUGCACUCCCCCCCCCCCAGUGCAUGAAUAUGCCUCUUAGCUAUGGGGUGAGGAUGUUGGGGGGGGAGAGAGAGAGAACCUCGCCUUCAUUUUGUGCAGUUCAUUUAGUCAUGUAGUCACAAUGGCUAAAGUGUUGGCCUUGGACAUGGGGAAACCCAAGUUCAAAUUCCUACUUCUGUGUGUGAAGCUUGGGGGGCCAAAUUAGAUGUGAUACUGGGGCAUCUAUAUUUGGACCACCCACAGUUUCUUAAAAGCUUAGUACAGUAGUGGCCAUGAGGACUCUUGCCCCCACUGUUGGGAUUUCAGUACCAAAGGAAGAAGAUUUAACCUUUCAAUUGUUCAAUCAGAUUUAUCAAUUGAGUUGUUUGAUAGGACUAAAAAGGUGUCUCUAAUUAGAGAACAGGCUUAAAACAUACACACAUACAUUUUUAGCGGAAGUCCUGAUUUAAAACACACACCUGUAAGUGGUAAACACCAACAUAGGAGAAGUAUUUCUCUUCUCUCUCAGGGUGGAAUAAGACUCUGAAAGUGACAUGUAUGCUUUUUUAUUGAGAAUUGUUUUUAUUCUUAUGACCAUUGUUCUGUGUAGCUCAGAAUUGUCUGCACUUGCCAGACAAGGAUUUUAGGCAGAGAAGGGUCUUUUCUGACCCUACCUGGAGAUGCCAGAGAUUGAACCCAGGGUCUUCUACAACCUACCCACAAAACAUGCUCUGCCACUGAGCCACAGCCUUUCCCUGCAUCCUGUUUCUAUAAGAGUGCUAAGGUGUGUAUUGGAGUGUGUAUGUACAUUUGCAAGCCAAGCACACUCUCCUUGUGUUUAGAAUCUUUUAAUUUCCUUUUAUGGUUGAGUCUUAUCACUUCAUGCAAUACUUUUUUCAUGAAGUGGGAGCUGCAGAACAUUGGGCAGUGGUAUAAGGGUGGCUAGCAAGAGUUCAGUUGAUAGAGCACAAGAUUUUUAAUCUCAGGGUUGUAGGUUCGAGCCCUGCAUUGGGCAAAAGAUUCCUGCAUUGCAAGGGGUUGGAUUAGAUGACCAUUGUGAACCCUUCCAACUCUACAAUUCUAUGAUUCUACCCUAGAUAAUUUCUGUCAAACAGCUUCCCCCUGUACUCCUAUUCAGAAUGGCCUCCAUCCUCCUACACACAUCUGGUGUUCAGCAGCAAGCCUGCUUUGCAGAAGCUGGGGUAUUUUUGUACUGUGAUUUUUAGAGACUCAUAUCUAAAAGUCACAGUGUAGCGCUAGAAAAAAAAUGUUUCAUUUUAUUUAUUUAUUAGAACAUUUAUAGCACGCUGUUCGAGUACACCACUCAGGCAGAUUACAACAUAUUAAAUGACAAUUUCCAAAGAAAAAUAAAGCCAUUACAAAAAAGAUGGGUCAGUAGUUCUAAAAGAAAACCCUACAAUGUUUGUGUGAUCCUCUUAAGAACAGCUUUUAAGAGGUGUGGGGUCGUACUGUAUGUCACAAGCAUAAUUUUUAAGGCCGAGUCUAACCAUUGUGUGAGCUUCUACUAGCAAUCGUUUUCUGGAGAAGAAAGAUCUUUCUCUUGUGUGUUUACUAGUCAACAGGGCUGGGUCAAGGCAUUUUGCUGCCUGAGGCAAUGGACAAGAUGUCACUUCCCCAUUCCAUGUACAGAAGCCAACUGGGCUGGCACUUGAAUUAGACAGGGAGGCUAUCCUUCACUACAUAAGAAAGCAAGAAGCUGGUUUGGGGACAUGUGGUACACAGCUCUGUCUUCCCCAACACUUUGACCCCAUCCACAGCUUCUGCUUCCUCAGGUGGAUGAUGAACUCUGCCUAAUCAUAGGGCCAGGGCUGUGUGCUGCUAGUGUAUAUAUUUGCAUAACUAAGAGAACAAGAGAGAAUUACAGUCAUACCUUGGGAUAAAUACGCUUCAGGAUAAGUAUUUUCGGUUUGCAUUCCGUGACGACCUGGAAGUAACGGAGCGUGUUACUUCCGGGUUUCGCCGCCUGCGCAUGCGCAGACGGUCAAAAUGACGUCAUGCGUGGAAGCACCAAAACGCGACCUGCGCAGUCGUGUCUUACGUGCUAUUCAGGAUGCAAAUGGGGCUCCAGAACGGAUCCCAUUUGCAUCCCGAGGUACCACUGUAUUAUCUAUUUUCAUCCUACAAGAAACACCAAGGUAGGCCGCGAAUGCUCCACCACAACCAGCUUGGCCAGAAAGCAACCGACUGAGGCAUAGAUGCAUUCAGCAAAACACAGGCACCUAGAAUUAGAACAGGUAGCAGUGGUUGGAGAGGAGGUGCUGGAUGCAACUUUCAUACUGUUACAAGGCAACAGAAGCCCUUUCUAAAUACUUUCUGUUGGAAAGAUGUUUUAGCAUAGCAGGAUAUUUUGGUGGGGUGCUACUGAGAACUCAGGACAAGGAAGACAUGGUGGCCUCAAAGUCUGGCACACCCCUUUGACAAACAGUAUAAUGUCAAUAUAUUCAGCUGCUUCUAGGAGCUCAUAUUCUACAGAAAAAGUCUCGUGUUUUGUUUUUGUUUUUUGCUCUGCAAGAUUCAGUGAUUAUCCUGAUAUUGCCACAAGCUAGGCUUGUCAUAAUCCCUUGUAACUUGGGCCAUAAACACACCAAGUUUCCUGCUGGUUGUUUUAAGCCAAUGAGGCAAUGUCUCUUAAGGUGCUCUGGUGAGUAGAGGAAGUGGGGCAUUGCUCUUCCUGAUGUGCUAUGGAUGAAGGGACUAUUUUGGUGCCUGGGGAAAGAUGCAGCUAUUGGCAUUCCAUAUACAGUAGGGGUGGGAAAUCUGGCCCUUCAAAUGUUGUUGUACCACAGUUUCCCCUGGUCUCUGAGCAUUGGCUAUGUUGGCAGGGACUGAUGCAUAGCUGUCAACUUUUCCCUUUUCUUGCGAGGAAUCCUAUUUGGAAUAAGGGAAUUUCCCUUUAAAAAAGGGAAACGUUGACAGCUAUGGGCUGAUGGGAGUUGGGAGUUCAAAAGUAUCUGGAAGACCACAGGUUUCCCACCCCUGAUAUACAGAGCAUCACCAGCAGCUGUAAGAAAGGGAUUCCUGACUUUCUUGGCUCAUGGGAGAAAAGUCUUAGCUGGUUCAGGAACCCCAAUAUAGCCUUGCUGCUACCUGGAUGAAGCUGACUGCUGUGCUGUCAAACUUAAGUGUGCCAUCUAGUGUGGCUGGAGCUGACUGCUGGAGGUGUCAGCAGAAGGCUGGUUUUCAAGGUGUAGCAGCUGAUCCUUGCCAAGUGUUAACCUUAGAAAGCAGUGGCAUAGCGGGUGCACAUGGGAGCCCCUGGGCACUUGUGCCUGCAGUCAAGUAUCUAGACCCAGCCCCUUUGUGACUGCAUUUCCCUCCAUCACCUGACAAGUUGUCCCUGAAACUCAAGCAACCUUCAGAAGCGCACAGCUUGUGAUGUUGUUCAAGGCAAGGUUGCAGAAAAACUUGAAGAUGUCCAAGGCUAACUUUUCAUCAUAUUCUAAACCACGGGUUUGGAAGUGCAAUCUUACAGAUGUUGUUGGACUCCAGCUCCCAUCAGCUAGUAUGGGAAACGGCCAGGAAUGAUGAGAGUUAUAGUCCCAAUGACAUCUGGAGGCCACAGGUUCCCUUACAGCUGCUCUUUACCCAUGCAUACUUGCCUGUCUUUCUGCCAUCUAAGGAUUUUUGCAUAUACCUCUCUAUCUAACAUACACACACACACAGGAAGUUCCCUUGAGUCAACAAAGCUUACUUUUGGAUAGAUGUGUAUCCACACUUAGGUUGCACUCUAAGCUCCCAAAGACGUAACUAUAUCACAUUAGGGCUUGUUCCUGCUAAAUAAAGCAAAAACAGUUAUUUUUGAAUUAAUUUGUGUAUUUAAUCUACUGCUUUUAGCAUUUUAAAUUCAAAACAAAUAGAUGGCUGUUACAUUUUAAAGCUGUAAAUACAGCUCUUCUAAUUCAUAUGCAUAUACUGAAGAUAAAAUGAAAACCAUGUGGGUUUCUAGCAAAUUGGGCUAAAUGAUUGAUAUUUCAAUUGAACACAUGUAGUAUCAACAUGCAAUAGAUUGACUUCCCCAAGUGUAUUUUGUUUCAACUACACAGACCUGUGAGUCACGUAAGCUUUGCAGCACUCAGCAGCUUGGAGUGCUAAAGUGCUCCUAUGUCUAGACAUGCCAGCAGCAUUCUCCAUGUGUUUGUAUUUGUGCCAGCAGUAUUCUCCUCCUUUAAUGAUAAAAAUGAUCUGGACAACGUGCAUGCCUUUUUAAGGCAGUUUCUGAUUAUCAGGCACCUAUUAAAAGUACAACACAAUUUGUAAUCUUUUUUUUUUUUUAAGUGUGCCAGCUGACCUGUCAAAUUAUUCCCACCUUUUUUAUUCUGUCUUGAAAGACUCCAGAAAGGGCUGAUUUAUAUUCUCUCUUUUUCGCUUUCCCUUUCCCUACCCCCACCCCUACUGUUGCAGGACCAAAUAGCUCCCUCUGCUAUUGGGAAUGUCUUUUGCAAGUGCUGAUGGGGUAAGUUUUUGUGGGCGAAAGGGGUUUGGUACCUGCUUGUAUCAGGUUCUAGGAGAUCAGAUAAAAAUAUAUGGAAAAGCGUACACAGGAAGACAGUCCUUCAACAGGAAAACUCCACUAUGUGAUCCCUUAGACUCUUAGAGAUCUUGUAUGAGGGAAUUCUGGCUUGUUUAGAGAGGCAAAAAAUAUACUUUGCUUGAGCACGAGUAUUAACUCGGAACAGCAUGAAGUGGGGUAGAGAACCUACAUUAGGGAGAUCAUUUUACACAUUUGUGGGUUUGCUACAGAAUGCAGAUUCAACAAGGUGCCACACCAGUGCCAUCUCUGAGUGUGCUGGUAUAAUGAACAAGGGGCUGGAGCAACUAGAAAAGGUUACAGCAUGUGAGGCUUUUUAGUUUAGGAAAAGGAAACAAUAAGGGGAAGGAGACAUGAUAGAGGUAUUUGAGAUUAUGCAUGGUGUGGAGAAAGAGAACUUUUUCUCUCCCUCAUAAAUACUAGAACCCUAGACUUUCCAGCAUUCAGUUCCCUUGGAUAAUUCAGGUUAAACAAAAGGAGUACUGCUUCACAAAACACAUAGUUAAGCUAUGAAAUUCACCCCUGCAGGCUAUAGUGAUGACCCCCAACUUCAAAAGGAGGCUGGACAAAUUCAUGGAAAAUAAGACUUAUCAAUAGCCACAAGCCAGGAUGGCUAUGUUCUGCCUCCAGUGUCCUGCCAGAAUCCCCAGUUCAAGACACCUAGUACCUUACAGGUGCUAUGUAGUAGGGAUGGUUGUCUUUCACCACUCCUGGUAACUGGCAAGAAAACUGCCGUUGUACUCUUGAUAGUUGCCAGUUUCCCCACCCGUGUCUACCAGGGAUAUUGACUGCUUGUUGGUGCAUGUAGUUUGCACCAUUGCCACGAGGAAGUGAACGUGUGGGGACCCAUGAAGUGAUUUCAUGAAGCAGUCCAACUUCAGCAUGCAGCAGUCUGAACUGGCUACAGUAAUGUUAGUGGUGACAUGGAAGGAAGAUGGGAUGAGUUGGAACACUACAUCAGCGAUUUUCUUUUGUGAUUAUAGGGUGUGUGGGGCGGGGUAAGUCCACAGUCAACAAAUGACUCUUGAUCUAUGUAAACAGGCUGCAUCACAAAGAUGCAGGAGCCCGCGUUCAAAGUGCACAGCCAAAGUUCUCAUCUGGUGGCAUUCCUUUACAGCUGAAUAUGCAUCCCCUGGCUUCAGAGUUUGUGUGCACAUUAGUUCUAAUAAUUCAAAUACUGCAAACUUCUCUUUAACGUUCUAUUGCACAGGCGUAAGAAUGCAAUGCAUCUGUAGCCAUGCUCAGUAUUUUUCUUUUCCCCUCCUCCACCCCUGUAAUUGUAUCAAGAUUCCAUAUUUUUAGAAGUGCAAGGUGUGCAUCUCUGUUGUAUAUGUUGCUGUCCCUGACAGUAUACAAAAUAACCACUUAAGGUUGUUACAGUACUUGAGGCUAAUGGAAAUAUGUUCAUUGAGCAAGAAGCAAGGCGAGAUAGUGGUUGCAGACAGCAAUUUUGAUUUACCCAAGGCUGUCAGGUUUAACAGAGAAAGCACGUAGCUUAAGAUGCACACAGUUGCUCGUCGAUCAGACUGAUGUACUGCAGGAGUCUGAACAUGGAGUGCACUUUUCUGUUUAGUACACGGCAGCUGGGAGUUUCAUUAAUGAGAGAACUGGCACUUGCAAGACGAAUAUGAAAAGCUUUACUAUGGUGAACCAGUUUGAGGUUUAAUUUUUAAAGGGAUGUUCUAGACAUCAAAGGUGGAAUUUAGCUAAUGAGUCUUCCAACAUGGAUUUACCCCCCUCACCCUCAAAUUGACUUGUGGGGGAGCCUUGGAAGAACCUCCAGAGCAGUGGGGAGGGCAGGAGAUGGGGGGUUGUUCCAUCAACUAAUGCAACAUCCAAUUCCUCCCUAAGCCAGGUUUUUGUAGCGGUUUAGAUUUUUACUGAGAAAUGGGCUGACAGGGGCUGAUGUGUGCCAACAGCUCUGUGCAUAUAGCACAACCCCCCUGGUGUUGGCCUGAUGCUAGUUGUAGCAUUGUAUCAGCAUUGAGUUCAUAUCCAGGAUAUUGCAGUGUCACUCUAGCAUUGUAUGGCAACUGCGCAAAUAAUGAUCACAGUUGCUGAAUGUGGGGAUGCAGUAUUGUUCAGUGCUGUUCAGUGAAGAAGGAUGGUGGAGGGCAGGGUUUGUAGCGUGACGCCAUCCUAGGGGAAAGAGCAGAGUGAAGAAAGGGGGUGACUGACGUCAGCCGGGAUCCAGAUGGAGGCUGCUUUUCCUUCUUGCCUGCAGAUAUUAAAGCAGAGUAACGAGGGGGGCCACUAGGGGGCGCAUCGGAAGAUGGCUGACAAUAACAUCUCUCCAACCCACACGAGGUAAUUUGGAGGCUAUGAUGGGGGUAAUUAGCCUCCUUAACCCCCCCCCAGGAUUGUGGGGGAGAUGGCCCUUGCCUGCUGUGCCCUAUACCACCCCCGAAUUUGUGGGGGUGGGGGCACUAGGCACAAAGCCCUCCUGUGGGAUUUCGGCACUCCUGGACGCCGUCCCUGACUCGCGCCACUAGAUGCAAGAACUUCAAAAGAAACAAUUUGGAUGAAAGGAAUGCACAUAUUUCAAGAAAGAAGGGGGAGUAAAGACUGCUAACAGAAGAGAUCUCUGACAAAACAAGAUAAGAAUAAAACAUGAGAAGAUACGCCAAGACAAGGUACGGCAAAUGACUGAUGGGGGAGGGGGAAAAAACUCUUCCUUCUUUUCUUAUGUGAUUAAACAAGAAUCCCCUCCCCUCACGAGUCAGAAAUGUCGUUUUAAGGACUUAAGCUGUGGAUUUAAGGCUGUGUGGAGAUAAACUUUCGAACCACAGCAUGUUUUAAGAAGAGCGUGGAAUGUGUAAGAGCUUUGGAAUGAUGCAGUUAAAAAUGCCGUUGCCAUAUUGGGAAGUUCUGUCGGAGGUCUUGAGUCUGGGAGGAGAAAGAGAGAAAUAGAGCUGUUUAUAUAUUGUGGGUUAAACUCCUCAGUGGGACUUAAGAGUGACAGUUUUACGAGACUAUGAUGGAAAGAGUGAUGUUAUCUAUGAAGGAGAUGAUAUAUGGAAACCAUCUCGAUUUGAGUAUUGGAAGAACGGAAAAUUCACACAGGACUACUAUUACUAUUGGUGUUUAUCGGCUUAAGGAGACUAUCAGAAGAGAUCAUAAAGAAAAAAGAGAAAAUAUAUGAACAAGAUGUGAUGUGGAAACAGCAAGAUAAGAUGGGAUAGAAUUAUGAACUCUGUUUGGACUGAUUUGGACUGAUUGGGACAUUAACGCAGCAGCAAGAAGAUGAUGAUCAGAAUUCCCCUUCGGAUCUUGAAAUGUGGGUCCCCCCAACAAAAUUUAAAAUUUGGCUUUGUAAUUUGGAAUUUAUGUGAUAUGAUUUAAUUUGAUGUGAUUGGCCAGUUAAUAAAAAUUAUUUUUUAAAAAAUAUAACAGAGUAACUAACCCGUGGCCCAAAUGUGCCCCCGACCAUUUUUUGUGGGGUCCCCCAAUAAUUUAACUAAAGGCUCUGCAUUUCCUAAGGAAUCUGAGUGUAGAAAGGAUGUGAUUGGUGUCAGCUGGAGUACUGACUGGGGCUUAUGCAUCAUCUUAAUGACUUUUCAGUCACCAGAGUCCUGUUAUGUCAGCAUACACCUUGCAGCCUAUGCCACAGUAGAAUACAUAAUAAAGUGGUUAGGUUGAUUCAUGAAUGAUGGUUUUCUUUUUCAAUGUAGCUGCAUUGUGAAACAACAGAGUAUGCACGUCUCGUCAGCAUUCACAAACAUUGGUGCAUUCAGUGUUGUGGAUAAACUCUAUAAGAAUUGCAAACAGUUCCAAACACAUCUUGGUGUAGCAAAUUCGGUAACAUAGUGCUAGACCAGGGGUAGGCAACCUAAGGCCCAUGGGCCACAAGCGGCCCACGAGACGAGCCGCCCGCUCAGCAAGUCCCUGUGCACUGCGCUAAACCAGCACAGUGUAGGGACUCACUUCUGCUGUGCCUGAAAUCGCGCAUGCACAGACACCAGAAAUCGCGUCUGCGCAGACGCUGGAAAUCGUGGGUGUGCGCUCUCAUGCACGUGUGCAAUCCAGUCCACAGAGGGAUCUCCACUGGAGUGAACUGGCCCAGGCGAGGUAAACCUUGCCGACCCUGUGGUAGACCAUCUGUUUUGUAUCAUAGUUCUUCUGCAGUCUGACCCUAUUCACACUCGCUUUGAAGUAGAACUGAGCCAAAUGUUCACAAGGUCUGAUUCUUAGAUUGAAAGUAGUGAUUUUGAAGGGACAAAAGUAUUUCCUGAAAGAAGAGUGAACAUUCAUCGGUCCUGUUCCUUGCGUUUAAUACCUCCUGCAUUCAUACGCUUGUCAAAAGGAUUUGUUAUAUCUAGCAUUGCAUGAGGCUCUUAGGAAAUAUAGUUAUUUUUGAGGGUGAAGACACAAGUUUCAUCAGAGGCAAUAUGCAUCCUUCCUGAGAUGGGUCUCUUUAAAGUGGGGAUCAGCAACUGGAGACUCCUGGGCCAAAUCUGGCCUCCUGAGGGGUUUUACCUGGUCUGCCAGUUGCUGCUUGACAGGCAGGGUAGUGGUACUGGUGUCUGCUGAAACGGAAGCUUUGAAUGAUGAGGAAUGGAUUAGUCCACCCCAUUCCUUCUUAAAGUGGCCCUCCUGUAGGAGUGGUUACUGAGCAGGCUUUAAGACUACAAUGGCAGGGUUUUAGGGACUUUUUUUAUAAAUGGCUAAUUGUUUUUUUGGCUGCCAAGUACCCUUUUGCAUCCAGCCCUGCGCUUACAUUCACAGAAGCUGUUGGCUGGUGAGAAAAUGAAGGAUGAAGGUUGUAUUUGUUUGGGAGUUGCACAGCUGUCCUGUGGGAGAACGAAACAUUUAAAGACAGAAAAUGGAGAUCUUUAGUGUAGGGUGUUGUGCUGAUGUAACCAAAAUGGUCAGAAACAUAUUUCCUGUGUGUGAAAAAUUAGAAGAGGCUUCAGUAAGAACUAGAUGUGGGUUCUCCCUCCAGGCAGAGGUUACUGUCACUGCCAAAAGUAUAAGCCAAUGAGCCCAGGCCUGAAGGAAGUGGUGGGAUUCUUAUCUAUCUUCAGCUCUACAUUAUUUGAAUAUCUUCUCCUAUGGUUCUCUUGCUACAUUCCUGUGCCCUCUUCAAUUACUAUUAAUUAUAUUGACACAUAUUCUGUCUCUGAUAAACCUUAGUUGUUUGGUUGUCAUUAGCGUUGCUAGAAAAUUGAGAUUUGAAAUACAGUACAGUCGUAUCUCAGAAGUCAAAUGGAAUCUGUUCUGGAAGUCCAUUUGACUUCCAAAACGUUUGGAAACCAAGGCACAGCUUCCGAUUGGCUGCAGGAAGCUCCUGCAGCCAAUUGGAAUCUGUGGAACCCACAUCGGACGUUCAGGUUCCAAAGAACGUUCGAAAACUGGAACACUCACUUCCAGGUUUGCGGCAUUCAGGAGCAAAAACGUUCGACUUUCUAUUUGGUUUUCUAUUUAAGUUACAUUAUAGUCCAAAGGCUAUUCAUCAGGAAAGAAUGAUUUGUUUUUAAUUAUGUAGCAUGAGGCUUUAUAUGCAAUGUUUAAAAUUUUUGGUAAAUGAAUUCCACUAAUCCGUUCACAAUGUCAUGCUCUUCCAGAGGUUUCUGUAAGGUUAUUUGAGGCAGUUUUUCUAACGAGAUUAUCACAGGUGCUUAUUUUUGCAGUUCUCAAAAAUGUGAAUUUGUGUCUGCAGAGAUAACAUGCCUUUUAUUCACAGGAAAAAUGUUAUAAAAUAAACAUACAGAAUUGAGGGAAAAAUCCAUUGUUCCUUUGCAAAUUUAUACACACAAACCAACCCCAUACCUCUUAAAUGCUAAGUUCCAAGAGGUUCAAUGAAUAGAUUGUUUGGAGUGGAAUAGAUCUGCACAAGUCGCUAAGUGUGAAGCAGUAAAAAAUGAAAAUGCAACCUUGUGAGCAGAAUACGCCUCAAGUCUUGGGAUCUUUGUGUAAUAAUUGUGCAAGUCGGUUGCAUAUCUGUGCAACUCAGAUUUGGGGCAAGUGCUGAAGGCACUUCAGGGCUGGCAACCUCUUCUCAAUCCCACUGGGUUCCAACAACUUCACUAACACUUAACUGUACAGAAUAGGCACCUGAAUGUAGAAGCAAAUCCAAAGGGGUGGUGGUGGAAAUAGUAACUGGGAUCUGUAAGUCCUUGGGGAGACCUUGAAGUGCUAGCCAGUCAACUAAUAAGAGUUCACUGGUUCCAGGCCCUUCUUCCCGGGGCUCGCCUGACAUUGUCCAAACAAUAAAGCCUCUACCUGGAACUUCGGUCCUGCAGCAGGAAUCCCUGAAGUUCUGCUCCAGUCCUUGGUUCCCCUUUUCCAGCUUUCCACCAGCCUGUUUCUCCUCGGCCUGUUCUUUCUGCAAGCCUGUUCCAGUCUAGGCCUACCAACUGUAUCUCUCCUCCCCACCCCAUCAGAAAAAGGAAGGCCAGCCUCGCCAAGGCCAGGGCUGCUGGGAGAGAUAGCCCCUAUAAACAGUUAACUUAUUAAACCUCACAAUAAUUUCAUAAUUAUCUAUGUAUUUCUAACAGUAUAACCAAAUCAGUAAUUUUUGAUAUAACUGUAAAAACUACUCUGAAAAUUUAUUAUUCCAAAAACGAAACCUUAUAUACCAGCAAGAAUCAGUCUUUCUGUAAAAAAUGAUUUAAAUCAAGUCUUACCGACUAGUGAUUUAAAUCGUGAUUUAAAUCCACCCUGAUUUGUAGUACUUUUCCCUCUGCGUUGUUUCUUCUUCUUGCUUGUUUGAAUGCAGUCUUCACCCAGAAGCCACUGGGGAACUGAGCUUUGAGUUGGAGCUUUUAAAAGUUCUCCUAAUCUGCAACAGUGUGUGAAAAGCAAAGAGCUUCUCGUCCUGGCACGGAGGCUGUGCAUUUACAAUUUCACUUGUGCCUUUCACUCCUGAUUAGGCCCUGGAAGGCAACAGCCCAGUUUCCAGGCAAGUUUCUAUUCCUUGGAGGCGUUUACAUUGGCAGAUUUAUUGUCCAAUCCUGACUUUUAUACGUGGGGUUUGGCAGUUCAUUUUUCUUUAUAUUAAACUGGAUUGUUUCAGAUAUUCCAAAUGAAGUGACAUUUCAUAAAUGGAACUUCAGCCUUGUAAUUUUUCAUACGGAAGCCUUCAAAGAGCAGUGCAGUCUACCAUAGCAGCUACUAGAGUGUUUGGGGGGAACAAAGCUGUGUGUGUGUGUGUGUGUGUGUGUGUGUGUGUCCCCUGGGAGGGUGGGGAAGGAAGGAGCAAGAGAGAACAUUGCUUUGAACAAUGUUAAGCUUGACAUUUGCAAAACCUUACAUGCACCCUCUCUAUUAACAUGUGUGAGGUUUCCAUAGGCCUCAUAUAUAUAACCAAGGUUUUAUUCCGGUGGUGAUACUUGCAUUGUUUUGUGAAGGUUGAGUGCUUUGUUCUUAUGGAGGCUGUCAGUUGUGCAUCUGGGUUGCAUUAUCAAUGUGACUUUCUAUAGUUCUCCUUCCCAGACAUAACUGGCAGCAUUAUGAGUGUUUCUCAGAUUACCUUUUCAUCUGCUGUGGAAUAUCUGUCCAAAACAUGGAGUGCAUUGCAGAGGGCUCUUCUGAGGUAUGUUCUAGGCCAGGGGUUGCCAAACUCUUGUCUGUGGACCUGGUGGUCUGUUAGUUUCAUUCAGGUGGUUCAUGGUGUGUUUCUGAAAAAAUGCUAUUAAAUAUCAUACAGCAUCUAGCACAGCACAAAUGCUACAACAGGUGGAAAACCAUUAAAUGGUCCAGCAAGACCCACGGGAAUUUUCAAGUGUGUACCACUCCUUGCGAGAGAAUAUCCAUCGAUAAAGUAGCAAUUUAGAGGAGCUAGGUAUGUGAAACCUAUUUUUGAAAAACACGUUGUAUCUAAAAUUCUGUUGACAAUAUACCAUAGUAUGUUGCAUAAAAUAACACAAACAGCGUAUAUUUGAAUGUGAAUUGCACCGUGGUUCCUCACUAUCCUGCAGUCAAGUUGACUGGGUUGUCUGCUGGUGUAUUUUUUUUCCUUUUUGCAGGAAAAAAAACAAGGGCAAGAAUGUCUGUGUUAAUGAAAUGGAAUUUUGAUGGUUGGAGGACUAUGUAGAUCAGUUGCUUUAUGAAAAAAAUGACAAGAAAAAGCUUUUCUAAAAAGAUACUACAGCAAGGCAAGACCUGUUCUGUUGCAAUGGCAGUGGGGGCAGGUAUUGCAAGGAAGUGGUGUUACAGCACCAGUCUCCUUGCAUCUGACAAGACAAUUGCCUUCCUUAAUCAGUUCAUUACCUCAAGGCUUGUGCUACAUUUGCAAGGGAAGCUGAAAAAAAUAAAGCUACAAAAUGGAACAGCAGCCGGGAAAUGCAGGAAUGCAGUGGUUUGGGGAGGAACAGGAUUUGAAUUUUUGAGUGAGUGACUAGUGCUCUUACAGGAUAAAAAGGCUGGUAUGGCACAGUAUUAGGGAAAAUAAGGCCAAAACAACAACAACCAUUAUGCAAAUUUGUGGGAUGCUGUUCUCCUGUGCAAAUUACCAUCUACUUAUUUUUUACUUGUUUCCAUCUAGGGAAACAGUGCCUAGAAAAAACUCUAGCGGUGUCCAGGAAGUUCCUCUUUCAUUGCUAAGAGAGAUCACUUUAGAGAAGUUCUAAGGUGAAUGAACUAGGGAAUGAAGCCAGGGAAACCAGUUGAACCAUCUCAGUUGAGAAAAACCUGAAAAGGCAGCUGGGAGAGCCAGAUGUCACACAGCUUCCAUGUGAGUGGAGAAAAUCAGCAAGAGGGUAGCUGUUUUAGUUCGUUUGCAUCAAAAACAAUAACUAAUAAAAAAAAGCCUGAGGAAUAAAAAUAUUGCUAAAGGAACACCAGUUCAUUGACUACAAUAUAUAAUAAAAUGUCAGACAUUUUAUUAUUAUUUUGUUUAACUCGAAGCUGCCAGAGUGGCUUGGGUAUAAACAAUAUUAUUAUUAUAACUAGGGUGAAUUUAACUUCUGAACGUUUAUUUUGAAGGGGGAAGGAAAGUGGUUGCUAUAUCUGAGAUAAGGUUUUGACAUUUUUUAAACUCUGACUUCAGGAAGGCUCUCCCAAGUUAUAUGACCUGACCUACCAAAUCAAAGGAUAUGUGAUCUAGUAGUAUUGGAAUCCAUUUAGGCAUUUGUCACAUGCACCCUUAGAUUUUUAAUUUGAGACUUGAAAGCAGAGUUAACUUCUCCCAGCGACCUUUCUUAGUUUGCCACCUCCUGGGAAGCAGGACAUCAUGUUAGCUGGCAAUGGCUUAUAACCAGAGUGGGAAGUGGCCAGAAGACCCUCUAGCUAAAUUCUUGUACUCCAAACCCAGUGCAGAUCAGCCUACACACUCCAGGCCAUUGUGCACUAAAGUAAGGGGCAUUGUGCUAACAGAGUACAUGGUUUCCUGUGCCUUGAGCAACAAAGCCGGCAAGCAUUUCAUAGGAAAAGAUGUUCAGAAAACCUGAGGCACCAGUUUGCUGCUCCAUGAUGUAGUGAUGGCUACUGACAGAGCUUUGUAAGAGGAUUUGACAAAGUCAUGGAGGGGAAGGCCAUUGAUAGUUACUAAUCAUGGCAGCUGUGUACUACCUCCAAUGUUGUGAGUCAGUCUGCCUCUGAAUACACAUUGAUGGGGGUCACAAAUGGGAAGAGUGCUGUUCUGCUCAUGUCUUGCUUGUGAGCUUCCCAAGGACAUCUGGUUGGCCACUAUGAGAUCAGGGUGCUAGGCUCAAUGGGCCUUUGGCCCAAUUGAGCAGGGCUUAUCUUAUGCUGUGCAUGGGAUGCCAAAGAAGGCUUCUCUCCUGAUGCAAAUAGCAGCUGGGGGAGCAAUUUUUGUCAGGACCAUGGCAGGGGCAGGAUAAAACCACUUCCCCCUGCUAUUACUUAGAUAACAACAAUGUGCAGGUUAGUUGCAUUCAUUGUCCUCUCUGUCCUAUAGCAUUUCCUUAUAGAUUUUGUUAUUGAACAUUAUGUAAGCACCAGCCAAGCCCUUCCCCAGUACAUGCACAGUUUGAUCCAAAAAGGCAGAUGAUGCAUUUUUGGAAAUAAUCCACCGGCAGCAAGGGCAGAUGUUCUGUAGUAUUGUUGGGCCUGAGUUAUAUGACUGAAAGAUUACUGCUUAGUUAAAGGCAUGCUGUAAAGCUGUUCAGGGCUAUUUAUGGUGUGCAAGAAUUAGAUCUUUUGAAAUGCUCUCCCACAUCCAGUAUAACUUUGGCUAUGAACGUGUAAAUACACUGCGCUCCGCACAGACGUUUGAAAUGUUAUGUGUCGCUAAUAGAGUCUGCAGUGUUGAGCCAAAUUCCUAUGCACUCCUCUGACUUUUGUUUCAGCGCUGCUUGACAUCCCAUCUCCCAAUGCAAAUAUUGAUUCUGCUUGUUGCUCAACGUGAAGUCCUGAUUGUUUUUGCACAUCCUGUAGGAGUAGAUCAUUUCUGUAUUUGAAAAUGGAUCAUGGGUGCCUUACCUUUAUAGAAGCUACUCACUGAACCAGCAGAAUGUUGAUGACACAAUUAUAGGAGUAGGUCAGUUAUGCAUGUGAAAAUGCACCAUUAGUUUCUAUGGUGGGUGCUUGUUAAGCUGCUCAGCUGAGGCACAGAAGGCUCCCUUCGCCUCUUUGGGUUCUAGGGUGGGACUUUCCAAGGGAGGUACAUUCCGGCACCUUUUUCUCUAGGGGGAAAAAAAGCACUGAUUGUGAGUUCUACUUAAUAUCACAGCUCUGGAUUUCACUUACUUUGGUGAUUUUUAUUUUAGAAAUGCUGACCUAGUUAAACAUUCAGAAAAAGAACAAAGGUUGUCAACUCUAUAAAUACCUUGAAAAAUGAGCAUAAAAUUAAUGGCAUAAUGGAGCACAAAAUUAAAUACAGCCUUCUAAAAGCUAUGUUUUGUUCCCGAACUAUUAGUGCACAUUGACUUUAUCGUGCAACCAUAAAUGGAAAAGUUGUCAAAUUGCAAGAUGGAAUUCUCUUGGUCCUAAGGGGGAAGGGGAGUGCAGCCCAGUGGAAGAUCACAUGCUGCUUUAAAAAAUAAUAACAAUUUGUUUUGGGGUUUUAGGAACAAGGAUCAUAGGAUACAAAUAAAUAGACCAAGUUAUCUCAUGCCAUUUGUAUAUCACAAAACUAGCAUAAUUAAUUUUCAGUAAUAUCUGCAACAUAAGUGGUCAAUGUAUAGGUUCUUGGUUCGUGAAUUGAUUUGAACAAAAACAAAGGGGAAGCAGGAUAGAACAGAAAUAAGUGAGAACAUUAAACAUCGCAUAGCUAAACACCCAAUCAGGAGCCCUUGUGGUUGUGCUUAGAUUAAGUAUGAGUAGUAGUCAUUAUUCCGCUUAUGUUACCAAUGAAACAAUGGUUUAUUGAUGAACAUAGGAGGGAGGUUCAAAGUGAACAUAAUUUAUGUUUAAAUUUAAAUUUGGAUCAACCAAAUUGAGCCAAAUGCUGAUGGGGGAGGCGUUGUUCGUUUUCUGGAAUACUGGCAUGUUAUGAAAUUUUAAAAAGCGCAUCCUUUUUAUACAAAAGGUCCCAGGCUCACUCCCUGGCAUUUUCAGGUAUGGCUGCGCAAAAUCCCCUGCCUGAAAAGCCUGGAGAGCCUUUGCCAAUCAGUUUAGAUAGUUCUGAGUUAGCUGAACUCGGUAUAAGCAGCUUCCUGUAUUGCUAAAGGCCAGCUUCCAGUCAGAAUACCCACGGAACUGUAGGCCAAGUUAGGGUGCAUGUCUCCUUCCACAGCCUUCUCAAAUUUUAGUGGUUCACAGCAAAAUCUUCAAAUAGAAAAUCAGAGGAUAUAAUGCCCAUGCACACUGUAAACCCUUGUUUCCAAGUGGAGGCCUGGUGUUGAGCCUAAUGUAAAACUAAGCUGUCAAUUUAACUGUGUCCAGCAGUCAGAUCGCUUGCUAGUUUUUAUAUCGCUGCUUCCACAAAAGAGGCCGUACAGUGGUACCUCAGGUUAAGUACUUAAUUCGUUCCGGAGGUCUGUUCUUAACCUGAAACUGUUCUUAACCUGAAGCACCACUUUAGCUAAUGGGGCCUCCUGCUGCUGCUGCUCCGCCGGAGCCUGAUUUCUGUUCUCAUCCUGAAGCAAAGUUCUUAACCUGAAGCACUACUUCUGGGUUAGCGGAGUAUGUAACCUGAAGCGUAUGUAACCUGAAGCAUAUGUAACCUGAAGCAUAUGUAACCCGAAGUACCACUGUAAUGGGAAAUGUCUACCCUCAUUAAGUCUGCAAAGACUUGUUCUAUUACUCUUUAAGGCUGAAACAUUUUGUAGAUUGAUAUUCAAGCCUGAACACUGUGCUUCUGUUCAGAAACAUAAUCUCCCCACCACCCUUUCUACACACCCACACCCAGGGUAUAGUGGACUAACUUCUGCCAUAUAAAUUUGUUAGACUUUAAUGUGCUACAGGACGCUUUGUUUUUGCUGCAAAAGGUUAAUAUCGCUACCCCAAGCCCCUGGAAGUUGAAUUCAGGAUUUGUCUCAUGCAGUGAUUUAUUCUCUGCUGUUUAAGACACUGGAGAGACUUCAGUGCAAGAAGGUCAGAAGUCUUUUUCAAAGUCUCAAUGCAGCCACAGAGCAAGUAGGCCCUUCUUGCAUUGUAAACGUUAGUACAUCUUAGUGUUUCUCCUGUAAAGAAAGAAUAAAAAGAGUUGCUAAAACCAUGGCAGGGUGGCAAGCCUGUCCUAUGUUAUCAUAGAAUCAUAGAGUUGGAAGAGACUACAAGGGCCAUUGAGUCCAACCCCCUGCCGAGCAGGAAACACCAUCAGAGCACUCCUGACAUAUGGUUGUCAAGCCUCUGCUUAAAGACCUCCAAAGAAGGAGACUUUUAUCAUCAUCAUCAUCAUUAUUAUUAUUAUUAUUAUUAUUAUUAUUUUAUUAAAUUUGCUUCCCGCCCUUACUUCCAAAGGAGUCCAGGACAGCAAACACAAAAGUGAGAAUUAAAAAUAAAAUAACUACAUAAAACAAUUUAAAACAUCCAAAGAAAUUUAAAAUGAUCGUAACCAUCUAAAAGCAUGUAAAACAAUCAUAUAUAGAGGAGGAGAUUUCAGAAGUCACACCUAUAGUGAGUGGGCUACCUGUCUCACACAUGGGAACAAAAUACAAUCCUGCCUCUGUCUUGUGAUGAGGUUAAAGGAAGGUAUGAUAUGAAUACAGCUUCCAAAUGGAUUAUAUCACCUAUGCAGAAUAUUUUAAUCCUUCAUUAUAUGAUUGACAUCUUUCUGGGCAUCUGAAUUUUAAAUAUUUUAAAGGUUUUGUUUUAGGUAUUAACAUCCAAAAUCUGCCUUCUGAAAAACAACAACCUUAAAACUUUAUGGAAGCAGUGCAAGCAACCCCAAAGAGAGACAUAAACCAUCAGAAUUAUGGGAAAUGAAAUGAAAAAAUGCUUUCUGAUAAUAAGAUAUUUAAUACAGUGCAUGUUUCCCAGGUGUUAAGGAGGUGACCUUUCCCGUGGUGGUAUAAUUUUGCUCCCUGACCAGCAGCAAAAUUCAUUCUGCAGUAUUUUAGCCAAGGAAGCAAAAGAUCUCUUAGGCCUUAUUUAUGUUCCAAGUGUAGAUUUCCAGAUGAGCAAAAUGAAAAUACAGUGGUACCUCAGGUUACAUACGCUUCAGGUAACAUACGCUUCAGGUUACAGACUCUGCUAACACGGGUUAAGAACUUUGCUUCAGGAUGAGAACAGAAAUCGUGCAGCGGCAGCAGGAGGCCCCAUUAGCUAAAGUGGGGCUUCAGGCUAAGAACAGUAUCAGGUUAAGAACAAACUUCCAGAACGAAUUAAGUACUUAACCUGAGGUACCACUGUACUUGCAAUGAGGUGCUCAGGCAGCUUUUUCUUUUGUGGGGACACUUGGCCUUCCAUGGGCCAUCAACUGUGGAGGUGGCUGAGCAAGAGUAGAGAGAGGUAGUAGUAGAUUGCGUUACGUGGUGGUUAUGUUAAUAAUACUGCUUGUAGCUGUUAAUAUUUCUAAGAAUUUUUCUUUAGGGGUCAAUCUAAUCUUAAGUAGUUAUUCAUUGGUCCCACAACUAUGAACUUCAAUGGUUCAUUAAUAAAUUUAAUCCAGGCUCCGCUUUGGCCUGUAUACCUUGGUCUCAAUAGCUGACUCCUGUCACAUGUUUGCAGACCAUUCUGUUGCUUGGUCUUUGCCAACCUGGCGCCCUCCAGAUGUUUUGAAUCACUGCUCCCAUCAGGCCAAGUCAUAUGCCAUUCUGUUAAGUGUGCUAGGAAAGUAAAGAGGAGUGUUCCAAACUCGAGGAAACUACCAUUGUUGAAGUCACUUGUGGCCUUUUGUCUUCUCAAUGUGUAUAGCACGCCAGUGUGUGGUAGCGGGACCCAUAGAAAGAGAGGGCUUUUGCAGGCAGCUGGGUGAAGGCCUGGAAAUGUUUUGGAAAUGACUGGAAAGUGUAAGUUUGUGGUGUUUUUUCUUUUCUUUUGCAGAUGUGCUACUUAAGACCCGACAGCAGCUUUUAAAUCUGGAGGUACUAUCCAGAGAAGUUUCGUUUCCUUCCAAGGCAGGCCUUCAAGAUGUGGACAGCUGUUGGGUCUUUUCUGUUGAUCUCCUUAUGUGUGUCUGAAAACGGCAGCUCCAUCUUAAAGGAGAGGGGGGUCCAGGUAACACAUGUACAUCUGCUCAGCAGUGAAAAGCAUUGCAAGCAAGCUUGUAAAGGCCCAACAGCAUCAGGUAAGAUUACCUCACCUGACCAUAAAUCUCUUCCUUUGGGGCAGUAGGCGUCUGCUUAGGCCUUUCACAGCAUCUGUGAUUAUGGCUGCUACAUAUGCAGUAGCUAAAUGACUUCACAACCUUAGUCAAAUUGAAAACAGCAUCCGUUUUCCAGGGACUGCCUUUUCUCUAUUUCUUUUUUACAAUUUUACAAUGCAGCAAGCAUAGAAGAGCCUUUGUGUGUAACGGUAGCAAGGAAAUUGUGUUAGAUUACUUAACAUACCCUUCCGCCAAAUGUCUCUGUAUUUGAUGAAGUUUCACAUUCUUCUGUGUCCUUGUUGCCCUGUUACCUGAAUGCCCCAGAGAUCCUUGGAAUGGAUUUGCAAUCCAGUUUGACAUGAGCUUCACGGGUGACUUAAUCAAACCCCUUGGAACUUUAGGAGCUUCUAGACUCGGGGUGACUAAAUGAUUCCCCCCAGAUGUUGCUGGACUACGUCCCUGACAAUUGUCCAAGCUGUCUGGGGCUGUGGUGAGUUGGAGCCUGACAACAUCUGGAGGGUCACAGCUUUGCCCAUCUCAUUCUAGGCUUAAAUCAACCCUGACAGAUCCUCAUCAGUUUCCCUAUUUAAAGGCCGUAAGGGAAGAGGACUUCAGUUUCCCAAAGCAACUUUUCACAUUACCUAGCUUUUAUGGAUGCUGCUAUAAGUUAGGAAGUGGUUGGGUUUGCUCUCUUGCGGCUUCCCCCGCCCGAAGCUGCUUAUCAUGCCCCUACCACCAAUCUUCUCUAAGUAAAAUGUGCCCAGCUUCUUAUCUUGUCAUCGUAAGACACACGUUCCAGUCCAGCAUUGUCUGCUUCAUUUGGCAGGGAGGUUCUUCCAAGUCCUCAGAUGUGGGUCUUUUCCUAGUUUUCUUGCUGGAGGUUUUCUUAACUGACAGUUCAAAGGUCGGCCCCAACAACAUUCUGCAUUCAAAGCACAUGCCGUGUGGCUGAGCUUUGGUCCCCUCCCUCACGGCUGAAAUGCAAGUCUUUGUAGCUGCCUUCUCCUUUUAUCUUGCUUCUACUUUUUAUCUGAAGGGACUUGCCUGGAGCUUGUAAGCCAGGGGUCAGCAAACUUUUUCAGCAGGGGGCCAGUCCACUGUCCCUCAGACCUUGUGGGGGGCCGGACUAUAUUUUGGAAAAAAAAAUAUGAACGAAUUCCUAUGCCCCACAAAUAACCCAGAGAUGCGUUUUAAAUAAAAGCACACAUUCUACUCAUGUAAAAACACGCUGAUUCCCGGACCGGAUGUAGAAGGCAAUUGGGCCGGAUCUGGCCCCCAGGCCUUAGUUUGCCUACCCAUGUUGUAAGCUUUCUGUCCCACUAACACUGUUUACAGCAAAACUCUUAUUGUAACUGGACCCCUUUGAAUCCUCACUCAUUACUUGCACACUAGCCCUUAUCUGUGACAUUAUUGUCCUUGUUUACUCAUUUUUUAAGGGAAGCAGUAUAAUAUUGUUGACAAAUUGUUGCAGUCUAGUAUUUGUGCUGUUCAUUUCACAGAUGAUUAGAGCUUUGUAGGAGUUUUAAUUUGUUUUAGUCUAUUUUAUUGCAGUUUCCAUUCUCUGUAUGUUUUAAAUCACAGUUGUAAAAUUUUGCUAAUGAUUUUAUUGUUUUGUCUUUUUUUUGUAAACCGCUUUGAGGUUUUGUUCUUCAAUCAAGCAGAAUGUACAUUUUAUGAAAUAAAAUAAGUAAAAAUGUCACCAUACUAAAACUCUGCUAAUAGGAUUAAAUGUGAUUCAUUUUAUACCAGUGAGAGUGAUGAUCUUCCUUUCCUGUGUGAUAUUCUAGGUAAUCUCUACUGCUGGUCAGUGCUGUAUCAGAGCCACUGUGUCCUCUUGCGCUGUCCUCAGCUGAGUGCAUGUCAGAACGCCAGCACACAGGAUGUUAAAGAACUAAUGGGAGGUAAUUUGGAUUCAAUGGGACAGCUCAUGAUUAAAAAACCUGCUGCUGCAGCAGCUAUUGCUAUUACUAAAGGCAACAUUCUCUUACCUCACCAUCCAGAUGUUUACAGUGUUUAAAGGGGGCUCUAUCAGAUUUCCACAAGUUUCAUUUGAGAGGUAAAGAUUCUUUGGAUGUGAUUAUAGGCUAUUUUGCGAGACUGAUUAUUUAUAUUAAAAACAUAUACCCCACCUUUCUAGGUAGAAUAUUCAAGGUGUCCUAAGACAAAGGAGUCUAAUGUAACAAUAUAAAGUAUAAUAUAAAAAAACUGGCAACAAUUAAAAACUGCAGAAUCAGAAGGAUAAAAAAAGCCAGGCAGAGAAUUAACUAAAGGGAAAAAAACCCUUCCAAAAGAAUACAGUUUUCAGCAUAACAGUGGGCAAUGAAGAAAAUACUCUGAGGGAAAUAUUCCAUAAUCUGGAUUCCAAGUUAGAAAAGGCUCCCCAACCCACCCUAGGAAUGCCACGCUCUUUCAAUCUUCCCAUCUGUGGAAGCAUUUCAGUCUGCCAGGUGUAAUGAUUCCUCCCUCUCCUCCCCCUGCACAUUGUUUUUCUUUUUUUGGUGGGGGGUGUCUCCCAAUCCAUUUUCAGUGUGCAGAGGAGAGGAGAGAGGUCCUUGUUCAGGGCUUCCACUGGCAGGGCUGGUUAGGUGAAUCCCUUCCAGGGUCUAACCAAGAAGAGUUUGAAUUUGAUAUCCCGCUUUAUCACUACCCGCAGGAGUCUCAAAGUGGCUAACAAUCUCCUUUCCCUUCCUCCCCCACAACAAAACUCUGUGAGGUGAGUGGGGCUGAGAGACUUCACAAAAGUGUGACUAGCCCAAGGUCACCCAGCAGCUGCAUGUGGAGGAGUGGGGAAGUGAACUCGGUUCACCAGAUUAUGAGUCCACUGCUCUUAACCACUACACCACACUGGCUCUCCAACUCAUGACCAACUCAUGAAUCCUAGAGAAAGUUAGCUCAGUUAACUAUGAAUCUGAUUAUUUCCUGGGGAGUGGCAGAGGGUGGGAUCAUGACAUCAUGGUCUGGACCAGCAAAAGCCUGUGGGUGACUGAAGGGUCCGCCUGCCUUCUGAUGCUUGGGAGGCCAGCAGGAAUUGAGGAUCAUGAAGCAAUCCUCCUGUGAGAGGGGAGGGAAGUGGGGGCUGGCACUGUCAGUACUUUGUCCAAGGUCCCACCAAAACCCCAUCUGACAAUCCUGCCUGACACAAGGCUCGGAAAUGAAAUUGUGUGGUUUUGAAACAACUUGAUUUAGAUUGUCCCCCUUUUAAAAGUGCCUCUAUCAUUCCCUUUCUGGGUGCUUUUUCUGUUUAUCUUUGCACCCUUGUUUCCCUGAGGAAAGGCGGUAAUAUUGGCAUUCGUUUCCUGUUGGUUUUCAAGCCAGAAACUGGAGGCUGUGUGUGUAAUUGGAGUGGUUUUAGCUUCCAUAGCUGACACUGGAUUUUGCAGCAGCGGAGUCUUCUGCUCUAAUUGCAAGUGACACCAUAACAAAACGAAACAUGUUAGGAACUGGGGAAUCAGUCUUGUAAAGGGUGUGAGAAAGUUCUGCUGUACAUGCGUUUUUGAAAGGACAGCUUUUCAUGCUUGUUUCUGGCCUUUAAAUACUUCUCAGGAACUUAGCUGCCAUAUUAAGUUGAACAGGUUCUUGCAGCCAAGAGCGAAUAGUUGUGACAAGAAAUACAUUUCUUUAUUUUCUUUCUGAUAUUUAGCUGAGUUUGAAUUUUGAUCCAGAAAGGACUUCUAAGAUGUGUUUUGUGCUUGAGUAACAGAAGGAUAAACAACUGGUGCCCCAGGAGCUCAUUCACUCCCUUGGAGACAUUCAGCUGUACACCUCUGCCAACUUUCUCUUGUGGCACAGGCUAAGGCUAAGUGAUUUCUAAAAAGUCUUCUUCCCUUGUGUGAAAGACAAGGCUCUCUUUUUUUUAUAUGUACAUCUUGUGUGCCUCAGCCACUCCCUCGAGCAGACAAGACAUGAGGUAUAUCAGGUGGGUCUCCAACGAAGUCUUUGUUACUGUUCCCUCUGAAGAGGAGGUUAAAGAUCCCUUGGCUUGAAUGGGAGUCAGUCAGUGGAACCAGUCCUUCAGCCUUUGUUCAGUCUUUGCAAUAUGGCGACUGCUUUAAAAAUGUUUCGUUAAUCAUAUGGAGAUGGAGAAUGGUUAUAUCGGAGUAUAUGCAGCAUAUAUAUAAAGCUAACUGGUGGUAAUGAAGCUAUGCUACUGAGGAUGUUUGCUUCUGUCAUAACUAGUCUAAAAGAUCUAUGCAACCAAUUAUUUAAAGCAAUAUCUGCUCGCUUACUGCAAGUUGUAUUUGGGGUGCGUAUUAUAUGUGUCAAUCUAUGCAAUUCUAUAGAUGGAAAUCAAUGAUGUAUUACAGCUGGUAGAUUCUAUAGCUCUCCUUCACUGUAAAUGGAGGUGGCACCACAAAAGUACAACUCCUGGGACUCUUUUAUCGACUGCCAUUUGAUCUACUCUUUAUCUGCAGCCCAAUCCUGAUUGUGUCUCUGGUCUUUUGUUUUGUUUUGUUUUGUUUCUGGCCAGAAUUUGUGAUCCGUAAAAGGAGAGAUCAUGAAGGAGCCCUUCAAACAAACAACACAGGAAAGUCUGCUGGAGAGCAGGAGCUACUGAAUAAAACAAGACUUGCUGAGACAGAAACAAAAGUGCCUCUUUUGCCAAAAGCUCCAGAGAGGAAGGUAGCAGAAGGUACUGCGGUCAGCACAACUACCACUGCCACUUCCACGAUCGCUGCCAUCUCCCAAGGUAGAGCAACAGCCAUAACCACAGCUAGUAACAACGUAACCACAACUCAUGGUAAUACAACUCUAGGCAUCCCAAAUGUGACUUCUGGUCCCAGCACUCCCCCUCAGAAACCAUCGUUGCCUCCCACACCUUUCCAUUUAACUGAAAGUGCUAUUACUGUUAACAGUACAUCAAGUUCAAAAGGGGCGCAGACCAGUAAGUUAACUUUGGGAGUUGCUAAAACAACAGAAACUCCCAGGACUAUUCCUACUUCUUUUGCCACAGCAGCAAACAAUCCAGUGCUUCCCACAACCAACAAAACAGGUAUGGCAACCGGCACUCUUGUACCAGUGAGCUCUAGCAGUGUUGGAAGCAGCUCAAGAAGCCCAGUAAACUCAUCUUCAAAUGCAGCCACCCCAAAUCCACCAGCAUCAGCCACCCAGAGUUCACUAGCUACAGCCACCCAGAAUCUACCAACUUCAACAGCCACUGGCAUAUCUCAAACAACCAAGAGACCAUCCACAGUAGCAACAAAGUCAGCUGAACUCACAACAAUUGUAAAGACAACUCCAGAUAGGGUAACGCCUCGUGUGGCUGCAAAGGGUGCUGAAACCACCACCGCUGCAGAGCAACCUGUGAGUGCUACGAGUCAACCAGUGCUUGUCACAACUUAUACAAAUCCCUUGUCAGUGUUUGCAACGAAAAGUCCAGUGGCACCGCCCAAAUCAGUAACCAUAAACCAAGGCCAAGAUCAGCAGGACACAGGUAGUGAGGGUAGCUAUCGCCCAGUAGAUGUUAGUUUGCUCUUAGCAGUGCUUUUGUUUGGAGUCCUGUUUUUUGUAACAAUUGUAGUAUUGUUUGUGAUACAGGCCUAUGAGAGCUACAGGAAGAAAGACUACACCCAAGUGGACUACCUAAUCAAUGGGAUGUAUGCAGACUCAGAGAUGUGAAAGCAAUAGCAAUUCAAAGCCAGGCAUUCAAUAUAUACAUCUACUUCUUGUGGGAGGUCGAAAGCCAUGGGUGGCUUGUCUUUCAGUUCCCUGUUCUGCCUAUAAGACCAACUGAAAGUGCUUCCAAAUUACCUUUGGUGCAAUGUAGGAGAAAUGCCAUGUAUUCUACUUCUAAAAGUAUUUUUUUUUUAACCAUCAGGUUGCCACUCACAUAUUAUUUCUCAGUUUUUGCUUCUGUUGUGCCAGUUUUGUUUUGCCAUUGCAAAGAGGGGCUAAUGCUGCAGGCAGCCCUCCUCUGAGGACUGUGGUGCUUCCUAGGCUCCUGUUCCUCAAGUUCUGUUGAUACCCUGCCUAUCCCUGCAUAACAAAGAGCAAAACGGGGUUGUCUCUGCCUGCAAGGCACUGUGUUCACUGCUGCCAUUCCAGAUGGGUUACAGAGGACUGGCAGCAUUGGUGCAGGUAGCAGAACCCUAAAGAGUGACAGGUGCAAACCCCCCCUUGGCCUAGGUGGUGACCCCUUCCAUACGGUACGUUUCCUUUUUUCUGCUUCCAGCUACAGCACUGAACCAGCUGCGGGAGACGCUGCUGGCUUGAGAUGCAACCUUAGGAGCGAUGCUUGUUGGCAGGUUAUGAGUUCUGAAGUGUCUAGACGGAAAGCUCUUUAGAACCGUGAGGCAUUCCUAAUGCUCCCUGUCAGGGGCAAUGUUGGCAGAACAGGGAUCUUAUUUCAGUGAGCUCCCUGCUUCUUUAAAAUGUGUGUACUAAGCCAUGUUCAUGCUGUGCUGUUUCCUAAUCGUGACUGUUCUUCGCUGAGGUGCUUCUGCAUCUUUAUAUGAUUUUAUUUUUGUACCCACUUAAUAAAUGAGGCCCUGGAGGGCAUGUAAAGGUUUGCUUACUGUGUCCCCCCCCUUCUGCCACUCCCCAUUCCUCAUAUAAGGCCUUCUGGUAACCUGAAUGUGCAAGCAAACUGAGUAUACUUCCUUUCUAAGAUCCAGUCAUUCCUUUCUUCUCAGCUGUGUGAUUCCCCACCCUGCCUCAUUCCCCAUGUAUCUCAGUCUUGUGAACUGUUCCCAGUGCAUUUAGGGCACAGGCCAGGUAUAUAAGCAGUCUUUGAUUUCAGGGCUGCUGAGCCUUCAUGGCUCCCAAUCUGAAUCAUGACUCCCAAUGAUGAAUGCAAAAGGUUCCAUUUUGUGAAUAGUUUAAGGCUUCUUCAGACCAGCACGCACCAUGCAAAAGUCAUGCAGAAUAUGCUUAAUGGAAACAACCUUUAGCUACAGCCUUGGGAGUGAACUUGACAACAAGUCCAAGCCCCCUCACACUGUGUUAAAUAAAGGUCUAAUUGAGCAUUCAGAGUUUGGGGUCUGAUCUUCUUGGGUCCUGGGUGAAAAGGCAGUAGUUCAGCUAGUAAAGCAAUUUACCUGAAAGACUUUACAGUGUGCCCAUCUAACAGAGAGCCCCACAAUCACAUGGAGACAUUCCCAUUUUCAUAGAACAGAGACUGGGUUAUCUACCAACCUUGAUUUUUUUUGGAUGAGAUUGACUGCUGCUUGGGCAGGAUAGGAAGUCCUCCUGAGAUCUUUGCCCUCUCAUAUUUGACUAUUUAGAUUACCCCCCCAUCUUUUACGAGUGUGUUAAUAUUUUAAUAAUGCCUUCACUAUACACUUGCCUCUUCCAGCAGCUCUUCAACAUGUAACUUGUUGGUUCAAACAAAUGUUUUAAAAAUGGCAAGGUUAUAGCUUAGUGGUAGAUCAUCUGCUUUUUUCAUGUAGAAGGUUCCAGGCUCAAUCCCUGCCGUUUCCAGGUAGGGCUGGGAAUGUCCCCGAAACCCUGGAGAGCUGCUGCCAGUCAGUAUUGGCAACACUGAAUUAGAUGGAGCCAAUGGUGUGGUGUAAGACAGCAUCCUAUGAGAUCAUCUAUGGAUAUGACAGAAUUUGCAGUGCGUGUGUGGGGAGUUUUGAUACAUCUGGCCAAGGAAGAAUCAGAUGAAUAUAGCCGAUUACAAAAGGCUAGCCAAAUUCUGUAACCAGCAAGUUAGUUUAAUGAAGAAGUGGGCAGAAGGGUGGGGGGCUUCUUAGAAGCUUUGGAAUGAAAGAGACUGAAUGAGCUAACCUCACCAUUCCUAAUUAGCUUAAAUUAUAUUUUCUCAUCAUAUAAGUUUUCUGAAAUUGUUCCGUAUUAGUGGCUGUAUGUAGACCCCAAAGUUAUAUGGUAUGACCUUGUUAAAGGAUAACCAUCAAGAAAGAACCUGUAACGGGCCCCCAUCUGUGCUGUACCUUUAAAGCUGUGUCAAACCACUUUGGUAGUUAAGGGUGCCGAGAGUUCUUAGGAGACCUCAUUGCAAUACUGGAACUCCUAGGGGUGUUAACGAUUGGUCAUUCUUCUCGGAGAGCUCUAGGGUCACCUAACAACACAAGGCACUCCUAACUACAAUUCCCAGGAUUCUUUGAGGGAAGCCAUGGCUGUUUAAAAUGGUAUGAUACGGCUUUACAGUGGUACCUCGGGUUAAGUACUUAAUUUGUUCCGGAGGUCCGUUCUUAACCUGAAACUGUUCUUAACCUGAAGCACCACUUUAGCUAAUGGGGCCUCCUGCUGCCACCGCGCCACUGGAGCACGAUUUCUGUUCUCAUCCUGAAGCAAAGUUCUUAACCUGAAGCACUAUUUCUGGGUUAGCGGAGUCUGUAACCUGAAGCGUAUGUAACCUGAAGCGUAUGUAACCCGAGGUACCACUGUAUAUAUGUGUCUUAUUGAUGGAGCCUUGCUCUUACUUCUAGACUGAAGUAAGGGGGUCCUAAUGGAAUUCACGUUCUGAAUUCCUCUGCAAGGCAGAAUGUGGGGACCAAGUGGGAGCCAAACCACUUCACACUUCCUUUCUCAAAGUGGAGCCACUACAGUCAAGCUAACCCACCACUGCCAUUCCUUCUUUAAUUGUAUUGCAGGUGUCCACUUGUGCCUUGUGGGGAAGGGAGCUGUUUUUUUUCAUUUUUAAUUAUUGCAAUUCCCAGUGAUUUCUCGAGUUAAUUUCUAUUUUUAGUUGUAUAGACAGGGAUAAGCCAAUAGGGUGCACUGCUGUGCUGCUCAUGAAACAUGGAUUCCCUUGCCUGACAGAUUCUUGAAAGCAGGAGAUGUCUCCAGAACUUGAGCUUCCUGCAUUCCUUGUCUGCUGUUUCUCUUUAUUUUCUUGGCUGAGGACUCUUCAUGUGUGUUUGUAACUAUAACUCUAAUUAUGACUAUGUUUGAAUGUGAGACGUUCCACUAUUGCAUUGAAAUGACCCAACAUCCUGCUGACCUCAAUUAAAAAUAAAUGAAACUAUUUCGUUAGGAAUGUACAGAUUUUUU
Messenger RNA from Podarcis lilfordi (Lilford's wall lizard), 31239 nucleotides. The record is from the annotation of a GenBank genome assembly. NCBI's taxonomy places the organism in Eukaryota, Metazoa, Chordata, Lepidosauria, Squamata, Lacertidae.